AUGCCCUACGCCGGAACUCCUCCUCCUCCUCCAACAGAGGAAAAGGUCUCUCAGAUUCUCUCAAUCAUCUCAGCAUAUCGCCACCGCUCUUCCAAUGUGGCGGAUCGUUUUUCUGAAUUUGUUCCCACUCUAGAGAAGCAACUCUCGGACACUGUCUCGAAGGGGGAGACAGUCCGAUUCAUUCUUCCAGCCUUCCCCUUCAAGGCACCCGCGGAGGGCAACAAGCGCAAGACUCUUGGCUCUUUACCAGACAAGGCAGAGGAGAUUGCUCUGAAGACCCUCGACGGAUUUGCGGAUUCCAUCGCUGAGAUCUACGAGGGUGGUGCUACUGUUGUGCUGGUCUCGGAUGCGUCUGUGUACGGAGAUCUUUUGAAGAUUUCCGAUGCCGAUGCCUUUGCCUACCAUCAGGAGUUGAAGAAGCUCGCUUCGUCUCUCGAGCUCACCCAUCUUGAAUUUGUGCGCCCCGGCGAACUCGCUGGCGUGGUUCCUGAGUCGGCCAAGACCAUUGAGGAGUAUUCCGCCCAUGUCUCCAAGACCCGUAUGCUUCUUGAUGGCUCCUUGGCUCAGUCAGUCGACCCCACCGAAGAUGAGAAUGUGCAGGCUACCAGCAGGCACUACGACACGGCACUGCCUCAGUCCGACGACCCCGAAGCUUUCAAGGCUGCGAUGCUCAAGCGGGGAAAGGCCUAUGCCAAGCUGAUUGCCUCAUCGGCCGAGUCGUCCAUUCGGCUGUCCAUCCACGAGUCCAACAAUGUCGGUAAAGUGACUCUCGACCUGUUCCCCCCAGCGACCAACCCGGACUUCAUCACUCCCUGGCACGGCGCUGUGGCGGUCCUCGCCGACGCCAGCGUGCGCAUUGUCGAUGCCUCCACUGUCGACAUGAAUAAAUUCGAGGUUGUCCGAAACCAGGAGGGCCGCCCUUGGCUCCUCCGCGAGAAGUGCGACCUCUUCGACUGGUUCGGCAUGGAAGUCGAUUUCGAGCCUCUCUUCCCCUGCGGUAUGCUCGUCCGUCCCCGACACGGAUACGGCCCCUACAAGUUCGAGGAUGUCGACAUGAAGCGUGUUCGCCGCCUCGCUCUAUCCUCCGCUCCGCUCCUCCUUCGCGGCUUCACCAUGGAGAUCGAGAAGGAGGUCUUCCGCCAAAAGGCCCGCGAGCUGGGUGAGAUCCAGAUGUGGCCGUUCGGCGACAUUCUCGAGGUUCGCGAGAACGCCGACUUCAACAUGAACAACGUGCUCACCCGCGAGGCCAUGCCAUUCCACUACGACGGCGUCUUCAAGACCGUCCAGGACGAGAAGACAGGCGAAUGGAUCUCCGUGCCGCCUCUUUUCCAGAUGUUCCGAAACCGCGCCGCCUCCCAGUCCAAGGGUGGAUUGACUCUUUUCUCGUCAUCGCGCAACCUGAUCCCCCUGCUUGGCCCGGACAGCAUUCCACUGGAGGAACUUCGCCAGCUCAAGUGGAAGACCUUCACCGCCGUCAACGAGGCAUUCGGUGGCCACGAGCUCCAGCUGCCCUUCAUCAUCACCCACCCGGAGUCCCACGUUGACACCUUCCGCUUCCACGAGCCCUGGCCCGAGAGCAAGUGCAUUGCCGGCAGCAGUGAGCCGACGAUCGUGCAGGUGGUGGGCUGGCCCCAGGGCAAGAGCGACGCGCUUUGCGAGAAGCUCACCCGACUCCUGUAUGAUCGCCGCGUGGCCUACCGUCACCAGUGGAACGCAGGAGAUUUCAUCUUCAACGACAACGCCAUGACUCACCACACUCGCACGGCGUUUGAGGAUGGCCACCGUGAGCACUGGCGAGUGCAUGUGAGCUAA
Messenger RNA from Penicillium oxalicum, 1812 nucleotides. Its product is annotated as isocyanide synthase family protein. Lineage: Eukaryota; Fungi; Ascomycota; Eurotiomycetes; Eurotiales; Aspergillaceae. Gene Ontology annotation, molecular function: oxidoreductase activity. Bases 1 to 1812 code for a protein of 603 amino acids. The record is from RefSeq and is a predicted model, not a curated record. The transcript has 3 exons.